This is a messenger RNA of Chiloscyllium plagiosum (whitespotted bambooshark), 1850 nucleotides long. RefSeq names its product radial spoke head 14 homolog. Gene Ontology annotation, molecular function: protein binding. The record is from RefSeq and is a predicted model, not a curated record. NCBI's taxonomy places the organism in Eukaryota, Metazoa, Chordata, Chondrichthyes, Orectolobiformes, Hemiscylliidae.
AUGGCUCACACCAGAAUUUCUGCCAAGUAUCCUCCUCACAUCGACCCGACCAAAGCGCCCAUUGCCUUCGGGGACCGCGCUUUGCCCAAACUGAAGCGGGAGCUGGCGGAUCCCGAGCUCCUGGUCCGGCAACGGGCCGUCAUGGCUCUGUGUGACCUGCUGCACGACCCCGAGUUAGCUUACUCGGCGGUCGAGGUCGGCUGUUUGGGGAACUUAAAACUUCUUUUGAAGGAUGAGGAUGCUACUGUUCGUCGCAAGACCACUGAAAUUUUCUAUAUUUUGGUUACACAUAGUAUUGGAAGGUUUGCAUUUUUGGAAAAUGAUGUCAUUAUUCCAUUGUCUGAGCUGCUUAAUGAUCCUGAGGACAUCUGCCGCAAAAACUUGCACAUGGUUUUGGAGAUGUUCUCACAAAUCCCUGCAGGUGCUACUGCCAUCGUAUACGCCGGCCUGAUUCCUGACCUGAUUAUGAAGCUGCGCACAGAGCUGGACGAGAUUCAGGAGCUGAUAUUGAAGACGCUACACUUCUGUUUGCUUGUGGACACUAAGCAUGCACUGCACGCUGAGGGCAUAUCAGUGCUGAAGACCAAGCUCAAACACAGUUCUGCUCUCAUCAGGAGUCUGGCUGCACAAGCUCUCAUAGACAUCAGUGUGCCCUUGGAAGGGAAGAACAAAGUGUGUGAAGAGAAGGUGAUUCCAAUCCUGGUAGAGCUGCUCAGUGACCCAGAGUCUGAGGUCAGAGCUUCAGCAGCAGGAGCAUUGAUGUUUGCCACCAUUACAACACAAGGGAAAUACGAGGCUCUGAAGGCAAAUGUCAUUCCAUCCUUACUGCUCCUGGUGAAUGAUCCAGUAAAUAAAGUGCGGCUCAAUGUCAUGAAGGCCAUCGCAACAGUGUCUGAAACUCCAGAGGGGAGGAAAAUCCUGCUGGAUCAUGUGGAGCUCCUACAGGACAAACUGAAGGACCCCAGUGAGGCAGUCAGAAGAGCAGUCAAGAUCGCUAUUGACGUCAUCACCUGGAAACCCUAGGUGCAUUAGUGAAAAUGUGGUUAUGCUGCACUGGGGGUACCUUGGACCUGAUAUACUCACACCCCGUCUUCUAACCUUGCUUUCCCUCUUUUAUUUUGAAUCAUGUUCACAAUAACUUCUACGUAUAAUCAUUCCCUGUCCAUUACAGCCUGUUGUUUUUUAGUCGGGUUCCCAUUAACCUUUGCAAAUUCUUCAUUGUGACAAAGGCUCACUGUUCUGAAAAAUGAAUCCUGUUCCUCUCCCUAAAGAUGCUGUUUGAUCUGCUGAGCAUCCCCAACACUUUCAGUCAUUAUUUCAGACUUCCAGCCUCUGCCCUUUGUUGCUCUGGUCUUCGUUUGCUGUUGCCAUUGCUGGUAUGUUGUGGUUUCCUCCUCUCAAUCCUCACUCUCUCUGAAAUGCUGUCUUAUACAGUUGUCAUGAAGCUCUGCUUUCGCCUUGUUAAACAGUGACCACCAGGAAUUCUCAAUCCACUUUGUUCAGAGCUGUCAAAAUAAUAACUUUCUUUUAUUACCAAUAACUGGUUGAUUAAACCAAUUUCUAAAGCUUUCUUUUCUUUAAAUAAGGCUCUCUAAUGCUGCCUGUCAUUCUGGACAAUCCUUUUCCAAAUUCUCUUUCAAGUUUUUCCCAUGUGUCUUUUUGUCUUUGUUUCAUCCUCUCAUGCUUACACUCUCAUUCUUGUUCCUUCUGUCCCAUUUCCCAUCUCUCAGUGUGUUGCUGUUCUGUGCACAUCAAGUGUAAUGAAUGCGACAGUGUUGUGCUGGGUAAUUUGGCUUUCUGGUAGACUGGACACAGUUUGUUAAGUUGAAAUAAACUACAAAUAUCACUCA